This is a messenger RNA of Pseudozyma hubeiensis SY62, 1020 nucleotides long. RefSeq lists its product as hypothetical. The record is from RefSeq and is a predicted model, not a curated record. The coding region runs from base 1 to 1020 and encodes 339 amino acids. The transcript has a single exon. Gene Ontology annotation, cellular component: cytosol. Lineage: Eukaryota; Fungi; Basidiomycota; Ustilaginomycetes; Ustilaginales; Ustilaginaceae. Gene Ontology annotation, molecular function: aldose reductase (NADPH) activity.
AUGGCAGCAGACAUCCCCAGCUUCAAUCUCAACACCGGUGCCAAGCUCCCCUCGGUGGGUAUGGGCUGUUGGCAAGGUCAGCCGGGUCCUGGACGCGAUAACGAGCUCGUCGAUGCUCUCGUCAAGGCCAUCAACGUUGGCUACCGUCACCUCGACACCGCCACCGGAUACCAGAACGAAGGCGAGGUCGGCCAGGCAGUUCGUCAAUCCGGCGUCCCACGUUCCGAAUUGUUUGUGACGACCAAGCUCCGACCCGGCGGAGUGCACGAUCCCGUCAAGGAGUUCGAAAACUCUUUCAAAGCGCUCGACAUCGACUACAUUGACCUGUGGCUGCUGCACUGGCCCCAAGGAUUCACCGAGGACGACGGCGGAUUUGGUGCGGGCCAAGCGUGUGGUCUCGAGCACCAGAAGCACCUCGGUCCCACUUUCAACGAGACGUGGGCAAAGAUGGAGGACAUCUUCCUCAACUCGCACAAGGGCAAGGUCAAGGCCAUUGGUGUGAGCAACUUCAGCAUCAAGAACCUCGAGAUUCUGGCCAAGACGAGCAAGGUGACGCCGGCCGUCAACCAGAUCGAAGCACACCCUUACCUGCCCGAACACGAGCUGGUCGAGUACUGCAAGCAAAAGGGCAUCCACAUCACCGCCUACAGCCCACUGGGUCAGUACAACGCUUCGAUCCACGACGACAAAGAUCUCAAUGAGAUUGCCAAGAAGCACGACGUCACCGCUGCCACCGUCGCUCUCAGCUGGGCCGUUCAGCGUGGUACCUCGGUCGCACCCAAGUCGACCAACGAGAAGCGUAUGAAGCAAAACAUCACGCUCAUCAAGCUUUCCGAUGAAGAGAUGAAGCAAGUCAACAACAUUUCACACGAUCCUAAGCGUUCGACUAGGCUCAACUUCUUCGUCAUCGACAAGGAGACCGGCAAGAUCCUGGGUUGGACCAUGGAAGAAAUGGGAUGGGAUGUCGGUUUCCUUGAAGAGCCCGGAAAGUCCACAAAGAAGAUCGCAGAAGGCAAGUGA